Molecule: messenger RNA, 780 nt
Organism: Mesorhabditis spiculigera
Lineage: Eukaryota; Metazoa; Nematoda; Chromadorea; Rhabditida; Rhabditidae
Source: the annotation of a GenBank genome assembly
AUGUUCGACGCGGGAACCGGCGUCCGGCGCGGGAACACCGGAUGGCUUGAGCCGGAAAUCGAGGCGCUCUACCGGCUACUCGAGCCGUUGUAUCCGGAUUAUCAAGAAGGCCAACGCGGCGCCGUCUACAAGGAGGUCUCGCAGCGGCUGAAGCGAAUGGGCAUUCAGAGAGAGCCCACCCAAGUCCAGAAGCGUCUCUCCACCGACCACCGACGAUUGAAUGAAAUUGUGUCAGUCACAAAGGGCCAAGUGGAUGAGAAAAACCUUCCGAAAGGCCUUGUAGCGCUGUAUCGAAUGAUGGCCGGAAUUCCAUCAAAUUUGCCGCCAGUUGAUGAGAAUCUUCUCAACUUCGAUCAGCCGCGAAGCAAUUCAAUGGACGGGCUUGAAGCGCUUGACGAUUUCCUGGACGACGAUGCGGCAGGCCUGGUCCAAGUCAAGGCCGAGCCAAUGAUGCAAAACGAGGGCUUCACGUUUGCCAAUGGAACCAACGGACUCCCAGAUGCUUUCGGAGGACCAUCGCAUUCAAGACACACCGACUCCCCAGCCGUCAACCAGCAUCGGAAACGCGCGCGCCUCGACUCGACCAACGAUUUCCAGCACCUCCCCCCAGCGCCGAGCUCUCAGAACUCGCAUCUCAUCCUCCAGUGGCGUCUGAAGAAGGAGCAAAAGGAGUGCGAGUUCCGGGAGCAAAAGCUGAAGCAUGAGGCCGAGAAGCACGAAAUGGAGAUGAAACUGAUGAAGGCGAAACUUGCGUCGGUGAAGCGCAACUCGUUGGACAUU